AAUGAGUGAGUGAAGAGAGAACAGGAGGUUGUGCGCGAGCCAGACCUGGGAAAGCGACACCCUACAGCUUUCCUUUAGCCUCCGUUUGCUUCAUUGGCUGCUAUUUUAUUCUUUUUUUUUUUUUUUUUAUAAAUAUAAUCCUUUGGAGUGUUUGGUUGGAUUUCUUUCGCAAAGAAGAAAACAAUCUGAAGAUUUUAGGGGAAAGAAAAUCAGUUCGUCGCCUCAAUUUCAAACAUCCGCGAAGGCUAGCUCGCGCUAUCGGCUAGCUCACCAAACCGAAACAUUAAGCUAAGCUAAUAUAAGCCAAGUUAAAUAUUCGUGGGUUUUUUUUCUCCAUAUCGUUCUAUUUUUCCUUUUCGUUUCUUCCCUAAGACGCCCGUUUUUCUUCAUAGUGAAAUCGCUAUACUUAAAAAAAAAAAAAAAAAAAAAAAGUCGACUGCUUAUAGAAUUAUCGAUAUAGUUUUGUCUCGCGCACAGAUUUUUAACGGGUCUGAUUCGUAUUUAAAAAGCUAGCACGCGCUCGGUACAGCUGCGCCGCAUUGCUCUGAGAAUAAAAACAACAAAAUCCAUACAACAACGUGUUUGAUAGCGUCUUGAGAAAAGGGUGUAGUUAUAAAAAUGGCCGGUGUGAACAGUGUAGAAGCGGUGAAGCGCAAGAUUAAAGUUCUUCAGCAACAGGCGGAUGAAGCCGAGGAGAGAGCCGAGGUCCUGCAGAGACAGCUCGAGGAGGAAAAACGCUCCAGGGAACAGGCCGAGGCGAACGUUGCUUCUCUGAACAGGCGCAUCCAGCUGGUGGAAGAGGAACUGGAUCGUGCUCAGGAGAGGCUCACCACAGCUUUGCAGAAACUGGAGGAGGCAGAGAAGGCUGCAGAUGAGAGCGAGAGGGGUAUGAAAGUGAUUGAGAACAGGGCUCUAAAGGAUGAAGAGAAGAUGGAGCUGCAGGAGAUCCAGCUGAAGGAGGCCAAGCACAUUGCAGAGGAAGCUGACCGCAAAUACGAGGAGGUGGCUCGUAAGCUUGUCAUCAUUGAGGGUGAUUUGGAGCGCACAGAGGAGCGAGCAGAAGUUGCUGAGGCCAAUAGACGCCGAUUGGAGGAGCUGCUGAGGGGUUACGACCAAACGCUGAAGAGUCUGCAGGCAGCUGAAGACAAGUAUUCCCAGAAAGAGGACAAGUACGAGGAAGAGAUCAAGAUUCUCACGGAUAAGCUGAAGGAGGCUGAGACCCGUGCCGAGUUCGGCGAAAGAUCAGUGACCAAACUUGAGAAGACGAUCGAUGAUUUGGAAGAGAGGCUCGCUGUCGCUAAAGAGGAGAACGUCAAGAUCCACGCCACUCUGGAUGCCACCCUGCUGGAUCUCAACAACUUCUAAACAUCUGCACCCUCCUCUUUUUCCUUCCUUACCUCCCCCACCCCCACCCUUUCUACCCACUUUACCCCCUUCAAUUAUUGCUGGGUGGCUGAACAAGGGCAAGUUCCUUUUUUGUUGUAGGUAGCACUUUAGCUUCAUUCCUCACUUUCCAGCUUCAGCCCUCAGUUUAUGCCUGGUUUCCCCUUUUUUUUUUUUUUUUUUUUUUUUCCCCUGUUAUGUAUUUAGCUUUGUUCUUCUUUCUUACUAUUUUUGUGUAGACUCUCCCCUUUUCUUUAAAUGGGACUGCAUAUGAUAUGGCACCAGUGUCUGCAAUUCAAAAUAUUCCUGAUUUGAUCGAUUCAUUCUGUAAUUAUAUAUGAUUAGGUAAUGAGAGAACACAACACACAGUGUAAAGAAUUGGAAAGGUUGCAGUGUGAAAAUAUGACUCUCCUUCUUAAAUUACUCUCCUGAACCCUUUUUGCUUUCCCCCCUGCCCCAUUCGUUUUAACACUUGAGCAUUAUUCAUUCUAACACAUAUUUGUAUUUUACUGUGCCAGUGCCAUGCAGGACCCUUAUAUUAUUAUAUUGUACUCUUAGCCAUGCGUUUUGCUUAGUAAAGAGUUAAGACCCAUUUACUAAUCAUGCUGAAUCAUCUGUCAAAUUUGUUUCCUCUUUUCUUGUUGUUCUGCAAACAAAACAAAAAUGUGACCAACGGUUUGGAAUUCAACCUUUCCAUUUCUUAGGUGUAGAGCAGCAAACACUAGGCAUCAUAUUGGAGUUUGGUCUGAGGUGAGAAAAACGCAGUUAAACCAGCCUUUGUCCUUUUUUUUUUUUUUUCUCAGCAAAGGCUCGUUCAUCUUUUCCUAUUAAGGUCAUGACCAAGUUAGAGGCGGAGACACGGGACAUCAUUUCCACUGCCAAGAUCAAGGUGAAAGGGUCAAUUAGAGAGGGUGAGAGUGAAUAGUUCAAGGUAUUAUCUCUCUUUGUGUACUGUCUAUUCAGUGUACACUUGUAGAGUGAAAUUAAGUACUUCAAAGCACCAAGAACCUUUUUAACUGGAAGUUCAAGAUGUAAACAUUUUGCUAUCAGUGUUUCAUUGUAAUAAUGACAAGAUCAAAAUUUGAAUUUUUUUUUUUUAAAUAAAGUACUAUAACACUUAA
This is a messenger RNA of Hemibagrus wyckioides, 2504 nucleotides long. RefSeq names its product tropomyosin alpha-4 chain-like. Gene Ontology annotation, cellular component: actin filament. The transcript is spliced from 8 exons. Gene Ontology annotation, biological process: actin filament organization; muscle contraction. Gene Ontology annotation, molecular function: actin filament binding. The record is from RefSeq and is a predicted model, not a curated record. NCBI's taxonomy places the organism in Eukaryota, Metazoa, Chordata, Actinopteri, Siluriformes, Bagridae. Bases 619 to 1365 code for a protein of 248 amino acids.